AUUUACACAACUAAACUUAGUUGUUGAUGACAACGACGUUUGGUUUUUAGUUUUAAAAAUUCAAUAUUUUAAUUAUAUUUUAUUGAUUGGAACGUAAGAAAAGUUAUCUUCUUCAAAAAUAGUUUUGGCGUAGAGUUUGAGAUAAAUUAAAUAAUUCCAAGCUAUAAGGAUGUUGGCGAUAUUCAAUUUACAAAGUCUAUUGACAAUUUUAUUAUUGUCUAUUUGCACAUGUACUUAUUUAAGACAAUUAUUACCAAGUAUUAUAGAUAGGAACAAAGUUGGGCCCUUAGGAACGUUUUGGAAGUUAGCUAGAAUUGGAGAACGUAAAAGCCCAUAUGUAUCAUUUUGUUGUAUUGCAAUGGCUUUCAGUAUUUUAUUUUGGACGUAAUAAUAUUUUUAAUUAAAAUAUAAAUAAAUAAUGAUAUUAUUUUAA
Molecule: messenger RNA, 433 nt
Organism: Aphis gossypii (cotton aphid)
Lineage: Eukaryota; Metazoa; Arthropoda; Insecta; Hemiptera; Aphididae
Gene: ksh
Product: protein kish-A
Exons: 3
Coding region: 170-388 (72 amino acids)
Biological process (GO): intracellular transport; protein secretion
Source: RefSeq, a predicted model, not a curated record